This is a messenger RNA of Mycena citricolor, 1466 nucleotides long. The record is from the annotation of a GenBank genome assembly. Lineage: Eukaryota; Fungi; Basidiomycota; Agaricomycetes; Agaricales; Mycenaceae.
CGGGCCUGCGAUGAUGUGCCCAUAUAAGGUUAGCCCGAAAAUCUGAGAUGGGUUUCGUCGGGCCGGGAGAUAUUGCUCUCGCGCAAUUGAGUGUCGCCGGAGGGAGUUGGCCUUUUGGGUCAAUAUUCUGGUAAAAACCUCCCGGCAUCGGCGCAGGCGUUGCCUGGGGAGACAAUUUCAUCAUCAGCGGUCCUGGAUCGUUCCCUCGCUCACUCCUGACGUUCUGGAAAUGGAAGGCUCGGUUACCGGUUACCAAUACCGCGAUACAACGCAAACCGGGGGCCGGGUAUCGGUCAAUAUAGGUAUUUUAAAAAGGCCACGAGCACGGCGCCGGCUUUUUUUGCGCUCCCCCUCGUCGUCCAGCCCCUCACUCCACCCCGCGCUCUUCCUCCCCGCCCUUUCCUGUCAUCAUGCCCGGAGCGAUGACAGCCAGGGUCUCCCUCGCAGACACGCUGGGCGCCAUCUUGAUGGGGGUGAUUUUCUCUGCGCUGAUCUACGGUAUCAGCUCGCUGCACGGAUUCUUCUACCUGCACAAAUUCCACCACUACGACCCGUGGCUGCUAAAGGCUGCUGUUGGAAGCAUCUGGCUCCUGGAUACGCUUCACCUGGUGUUCGCGAUCUGGGCGAUCUUCUUCUACACCGUGUUCUGUUUUGGGAAGCCCGCGGCGUUGUUGGAAAUUCAUUGGGCCGCCAAGAUAGUCGUCGUCUUGAGCGUUGUGAUCGUGCUUCUGGUCCAGGUCUUUUACGUUUACCGAGUGUGGCGUUUGAGCGGGCUGAAAAAACGAGGGGUGGUUUCAAUCGCGAUCGUCGCGGUGUUAUGUGGUGCUGCGUUCGGCUUGCUGCUGGCUGUAAAGACAGUCCAAGCAUCGUCGUUUUUGGAGCUGUCGCGCCCGGAUUUGAGUGUCGCCACGCAGGCCUCGUUUGCCGUGGCCACAGCCGUCGACUUCGCCAUCGCCGGGACCAUGUGCUAUUACCUGUACUCUAGCAAGCGGGUGAUUCCUCGAAUUCGUGGCUCGCGGUUGCACGUUGCCAUCAACACCGUAAUUCACUAUACGAUAUGUUCAGGGCUACUCACCAGUGUUACUUCACUCGCUUGUUUAAUCACAUUUAUCACGCUCCCUCGAACUCUAAUAUUCUUUGCACUGUCGUUCAUCCUGACAAAAUGCUACGUCUUAUCGCUAUUCACACUGCUGAAUCUGCGGCGCGGGAAAUCCCUCACGCCCGAUGCGACGAGGCAGGCCGGAGAGUCCUCCAAUUCAUAUUCUAUGGGAUACCGAAGGAACGGUACCACCCACCAUCUUGACGUGUGUCCUAUUUUUGUCCCGCUCCUAUUCUCUCGCUCACCCUAUGAUGUCAAGACUAUGCACGACCGACCGGUAGUUGUUGGCGUCCAUGUUGAUGUUGAGCGCGGGAUCGACCCUGUUCUGGAUAUAGAUGGGAAUCUGAAAGCCAGUACGGACUGGUAG